Saccharomyces eubayanus is the source of this 2397-nucleotide messenger RNA. Its product is annotated as metallo-dependent hydrolase superfamily protein. Gene Ontology annotation, molecular function: AMP deaminase activity. The transcript has a single exon. The record is from RefSeq and is a predicted model, not a curated record. NCBI's taxonomy places the organism in Eukaryota, Fungi, Ascomycota, Saccharomycetes, Saccharomycetales, Saccharomycetaceae. Gene Ontology annotation, cellular component: cytosol. Gene Ontology annotation, biological process: IMP salvage. Bases 1 to 2397 code for a protein of 798 amino acids.
AUGGUACGGAAAAACAGGUCGCUGUUCUUUGUUGGGUAUGACUCUUAUAGUGAGAGUCCCUCUGCUUCACCAAUACUUCUGGACGACUUAGACGGGAAUGACGAUACGCCGGAUCAAGUUUUGGCUUUCGAUGCGUGUGCAGGGAUCAGGUCGCAACUGCAGGAGAGAAACUCUCGAGCACUCAAACUCAAAGGUGCCAGUGCUGGAGGUGACUUGAAUCUAGAUGAUCUUGACAUGAUUCCAUUAAAUACAAAGUUCGAUGUGCAAAUGGAGAUGGGCUCGCCCAUGGCCAUGCCACCGGAAACACCGCCACCCAUCAAACCCUUAACGGCGAAAGAUCUUGCAUAUUCAUCUUUGGCUCAUCUCCCAAGUUACUUCUUUGAGCAAAUACAUUUUCACGUCGAGCGGAAAUGCCUAUUGGAUAUGUGUAAGUUAAGGCGAAACUAUCUCACUAUAAGCAAACAGGAUGCUUUAGCCUGUUCCCAGUCGCAGAGUGCAAAACCGUCCCAAAAAAAUCUUGGGCGUAUAAAAGAUGAAACUCUGCGCACAGCUCACCUUCUUGACAGCAACGAAGAAAAUAAUCUAACAUCUCCAAGGGAUAGUAGCUAUAUUAUCCAGCUGUGUAAUGGUCACGUGGAUGUCCCCACUUUUAUAGAGUAUAGACAGAAUUUCGAACGGUGCUUGAGAAUCAUUCAGGAUAGAAGCUUAUCAACAUUUAGUGAGAAAAGAUUACAAUAUCUUUUGAAUAAGUUCCCCGUUUUUCAGUAUUUAAACUCUAAAGAGGAAAUGAGACAGAGUAAAAACGUCCCACACAAAGAUUUUUACAACUGUAGAAAAAUUGAUUUGAAUCUCUUAUUGAGCGGUUGUUUCUCCCAGUGGCAAUUGACCGAGUUCAUCUGGUCCAAACUAAAAAAAGAACCAAACAAAAUAAUAUAUCAAACUUCCAAUGGUAGGCACAUAACAUUGAUUCAGCUGUUCAAAGUUGAUUUCGAGGAGGCGAACACAUUCUCUAGUGGUUUGAAAAUCAUCGACGACUCGUUUUUAGAAUGGUAUAAAGUUAUUUAUCUUGCCAAAUAUCACUUGAUUAACAGUGACUCUGAAACAUUUAUAGACCCACGCGACAAACAAUUCCGUCAUUAUUUGAUUGCAAAAACGUUUUUAGAAUUUGAUAACUGUAUCAAUGGGGAAUAUCUCGCGGAAUUGCUACAGACGUUUCUAAUAAAGCCACUAGAGACAUCCAAGUACCAGCUGUGUCAGCUUUCGGUAGACUUUCAAUUCUAUUUCCAUAACGGAAACUCGGACGUGGAUAAUUGGUGGAUGGUUUUUGCCAAUUGGUUGAACCAUUACGAUCUUUUUUCCAAAAAUAUUCACUGGAAUGUCAGAAUCUCAAGAAUAUAUCCAGCAUUGUACCACACCGGUAAAAUCAAAAGUUUCCAAGAUUAUUUAGAUUUAAUAUUCAAACCACUUUUCAACACUAAAAGCUACAUUCACAAAUCUUUGGGACCCAUUCUUUCAAAGUUCCUUUCACGUAUAGCUUCAUUCGAUCUAUGUAUUCAAGAUUCAGAUGACUAUGUUUGGAAGCAAUUCACAAACGUUGAUUGUCUACCCGAAAACUGGACAUCCAACGGUGAUAAUCCAACCAUUUCACAAUACAUGUAUUACGUUUAUGCCAAUCUGGCAAAACUUAAUCACAUUCGCCAUGCACUCCAUCAGAACACCUUUACUUUGAGGAGUUCAUGUUCAUCCACGUCAAUGAAUCGAACUUCGCAAUUUAGUAAUACUCUAAAUUUCACAGAACACACAGAAUCCACCUUGAACAAUUUUCUUUUGUCCAGUGGAGGCUUUUUAAAUGCAGAGAACCUCUGGAACGCGCCGCCACCCUUGGUGUAUGUUUUCUAUUUAAGUCAGAUUCCCAUGGUCAUGGCGCCUUUAAAUUCCAUUGUAGAUUCAAAGGCCACAAUAGCCCAAGAUCAGGGCCCCGUGGGGCUCGUGUUAGAGCCUCCGAAGCCUUACAAAAUGAACCCCUUUAUGAAAUUCUUCGAAAUGGGGUUCAGAAUAUCGUUAAGCUCUGAGUCCAUUCUGUAUAACCAUUCGUAUACUAAAGAGCCUAUCAUUGAAGAGUAUAGCGUGGCAGCCAGUAUAUAUCGUUUACAUUCCGCAGAUCUAUGCGAAUUGUUAAGAAACAGCGUUAUCACUAGCGGGUUUGCUGACACGCUCAAGAAUAAAUGGCUCGGCACAUCCCUGGUGUCCCACAACUACUUCAUGGAAAACAUCGGAUUUGUGGAUAACUGGUACGAUUGCAAGCCAGACACCAGUCUGGACCACAACGUGCCCGCAAUUAGACGUCAAUACCGUAGCAAGACCCUCGCAGGGGAGUGGCAACUCGUAAUUUCUUGA